UGCAGGAACAGAGGAAGUUUUCAACGUAAACAAUAUUGACAAGAUGUCUAGUAAAGAAGUGAAAGCAGCACUAAAAAGUGCCAGAGACGCCAUCAAAAACAAAGAGUUCAAAGAGGCUCUAAAGCACUGCAAGGCUGUUUUGAAACUUGAGAAGAGCAAUUAUAAUGCCUGGGUGUUCAUCGGCUUGGCAGCUAGUGAACUCGAUCAACCAGAUCAGUCACAGACCGCUUAUAAGAAAGCUGUGGAGCUGGAGCCUGAGCAGCUGCUGGCAUGGCAGGGCUUGGCAAAUCUUUAUGUGAAGACGGAUCAGUGGGACUUCCAAGUGGAGCUACCUAACGUCUAUCAGAAGCUUGUUGAGCUGUAUGCAAGCUCUGACAAAAAUAAAUGUUACGAGACCAUCAGUAAGCUGUCCGAUAUCUAUCAGUCUGACAAAGAAUAUGCAAAGUUGGCAAAGGUUAAGCUGCAGCUCAUUCAAGUGAAGGAGGAAGAGGGAGUGGACAAGAAAGAGUUACUGCAGCUAUGGCAACAGCUGACCAAACUCCUCUCAGACUGCCUCAAUGGGGAAGAGCAGGACAAUGAAAUUCAACAAUAUAUAAUCACAGCAUUUGAAAAGGCCAUGGUUCUUAUGGAUCCCGUCCCAGGAGAGGAACACAAAAAGAUGUCAGCUGACUAUGUCAAAUGUCUUUCUAAAAUGCCACAGGAAGAAACCAAAAUGAAAGAGGCAUGUGAGUCCAUGCUCUCGCUCUACCCAAACCAAAGCUAUCCUCUUGAGGUGCUUUGUUCUCAUUACCUCAAAGCAGGUGUUCAGGAUGAGGGUGCAGUCAGCUGUUUCUCCCGGCUCCUGGAUGUGGCCCCUAACAGUGGAAUAGGUCAUCUGGGUCUGGGCACCAAAGCACUGCAAGAAGGGAGGUUUAAAGAUGCCAUCAGGGACCUUUCACAAGGGUUGAAGAAAAUGAGCUCCAGCACAGGAUGGUGCAGUCUGGCCGAGGCGCAGUUUAAAAUGCAGAGAUACUCAGACAGUGCUAUGUCAUGCACCCAAGGACUGACGCUGUGUGUUUCUGGAGACAAAGAGCUGAGGGUCAAACUGCUCAAGCUGAAGCUAGAGAAUCUGGUCAGGAGUGGAGGAGAGGGGGCUGCAGACCAGGCUUUAGAGACAUUCUCACAGAUCCCUGAUGCUGAAAAAGACCCUGUUCUCGUAGCGCUUAGAGGACAUGCAUACCUUUAUCAGGGACAAGUUGACGAAGCACUCAAGGUGUCCUCAGAGCUGGUGGACUCUCACCCUAACCUGACCCAGGCGCUGGUUCUGAGAGGACAGGCACAUUUGGCCCAGGGCAAACUUCAGCUGGCAGAGGAGAGUUUCCUAAAGGCAGCGAGCCAGAGCCCAGACUGUGGGGAGUAUUAUUUCUUGCUCGGACGACUCUACUGGGACAUGGGAGAAGAGACCCGUAAAGACCGGAGCAAAACACACACACAUUUGCUCAAAGCUGCAAAGUUAGACCCAAACCUCGGUUGUGUUUUCCGCUACCUCGGACAUUACUACCGGGAGGUGGCAAAGGAUCCCGCGCGGGCCCGAGGCUGCUAUAAGAAAGCCUUCGAGAUGGACCAGGAUGAUGCCGAGUCUGGAGCCGCCUCAGUGGACCUCAGUAUGGAGCAGGACGACAUGGACACUGCCUUAGCAAUCCUUCAGUCCGUGAUUGAGAAAGCCACUCCAGGCUCGGCUAAAUGGGCGUGGAUGAGACGAGGGCUUUACUACCUGAAGGUCGGAGAGUAUCAACAAGCUGUAUCUGACCUGCAAGCAGCUCUGAGAGCCGAUCCUGAGGACUGGGUGUGUUGGGAGUGUUUAGGUGAAGCCUAUUUGAACCGCCGCAGCUUCACAGCCGCUCUGAAGGCCUUCGGUAAAGCUCACCAGCUCCAACCCGCCUCCAUUUACAGCGUCUACCAGGCCGCUGCUAUCAAACAGACACUCGGCAAGUUCAGAGAGGCGGUCGCAGAGUACCUGCAGAUCACAGCGCAGCAGGACUAUGUGCCUGCUCUUAAAGGUCUUGGGGAGUGCCAACUGUCUCUGGCUAAAAUUGUGAUGGAAGACUGUAGAGACGGGGGGGCCAUUGAUCUCAUUCAGCAAGCCAUACAGAACCUCUUCAGAGCUGUGGAGCUGCGUCCAGACCUGUCCUGUCUGUGGAAGCUGCUGGGAGAUGCUUGCACCGCAGUCAGCACCGUGUCGCCAAACAGAGCUCAGGUUUUAAUGCCAGGCCCACUCGCUGGUUUAGACCCCAACACCCAGAGCCACACACUGAACCAGGCCCAGACACUCAAAGUUGGUGAGAGGUGUUAUGCCCGGGCUUUGAAGCUGAUGUCUGAGGUUCCCAGCCUUUGGUACGACCUAGGACUGAACUAUUACCGCCAGUCCAGCCUGACCUGCCCCUCAGAUGAAGACCAGAACUCCUCUUCUCUGCUCCUGGAGAAGGCCAAGCAGUGUUUAAAAAAGGCUAUCAUGAUGGACAGUGGGAACCAUAACUACUGGAAUGCCCUGGGAGUGAUUUCCAUGAGCAAAGGUCUUGAGAACUUCGCUCUGGCUCAACACUGCUUCAUCAAGUCCAUUCAAGUUGAACCAAAUAAUGUUGUUGCUUGGACCAACCUUGGCACCCUGUAUUUAAAGCAAAACAAUAUAGAGCUUGCUCACGAGGCCUUCAAGAUUGCCCAGUCCCUGGAGCCGCUUUACGUCAACUGCUGGAUCGGACAGGCGCUGAUAGCAGAGAGAGUGGGAAGCUUUGACACCAUGGAUCUCUUCAGACACACCACUGAACUCAGCACUCAUAUGGAGGGAGUGAAAGGUUAUGCCUACUGGGUAUGUUCCACUCUGCUGGAUAAGAGCAACAGAGACUCGACACUGUACCGCUACAACAUAGUCCAGAUGAACGCCGUCUCUGCUGCUCAGGUGGCUCUCAGCAAGUACACAGAGAGGAUCCAGUCUGACCCCGAUGCCUUCAUUAUGCUCGGCUACCUGAAUGAGCAUCUGCAGCUGAAGAGGCAGGCCGUGCAGGCUUACAAAAGAGCUGUUGAACUUCUCCAGUCCAUGUCCUCUGAAGAAGCGCUGGCCUUUGCUCUGGGCAGCUAUGGCCGUGCAUUAUGCACCUCAGGGCAGUCGGAGGAGGCGGUGCGUGUUUAUAGCUCCACCCCCCUGCAGGAGCUCAGUGACCUGGCUGGUCUGGCUCUGUCCUCCUGCAGGGCCGGACUCAUCCCAGAGAGCAUCAGCGCCUAUGAACGUGCCUUGGCUGUGGCUUCCAGUGAGAAGGAGAAGGCGUACAUCCUGACAGCUCUGGCGCUGCUUCAGCACCGGCUGGGGAACCUGGACUCAGCCAAGACUCUGCUGUUUAAAUGCUCGAUGCUAAAGGAGCCAAUCCCGGAGUCUCUGCUGUGUUUAUGUGCGCUGGGAUUGGUCCAAAGUGAUGCUACGCUGAGUGCUGCUGCCCUGACGGAGCUGCUGAAGCAGGGCCCCGCCUCUGGGAGUGUGAUCGAGCAGCGGUGUCUGCUCACCUGCGCCCUGCUCGCCCUGCAGGGGAACUACAGCGCCGUGCAACGAGAGGCUUCCAGAGCUGUGCACAGCAAUCCUGGAAACCCGUCUCUGUGGGCCCUGCUGUCCAGACUGGUUCCACAAUACUACCCAAGGAAGGCAAAUGGUGGAGCGAUGGCUGGUCAUGUUGCCUGUCUCUCCAGUAUGACCCUAGGAAAGAGAGCGUUGUUGUACAGUGGAGUGAACCAGCUGGCUAAUGGGAAACACUCUGGAGAGGACAAACACAAGAAUGCACUGAAGACUAUGCAGAGAGCUGUGAUGCUUUGUCCUGAUGAUCCAGCCACGUGGGCGGGAUUAAUGGCUGCCUGUCACACAGAAAACACUUCCUGUUACCUUUCAGGUUCUGCUCCUUGCAGACGAGGACUAGAGCAAACCCUCAUGUCAGUGGUUUCAGAGAAAGUGCAUAAUGUGGAGGAGAUCGAGCGCCCUCUUGCACAGACUCUGGAAGGCUGGGUGCUACAACAGGCAGUGACUGGCCUCAUGCUGGGAGGACAGCUGGAGCAGGCAGAAGCCCUCUGCACACAGGUGCUGAGUGUUUCUCCAGAGCACCCGGCAGUGAUGCUGUCCCUGAGACAGGUGCAGUGUCAGCGUCUCCUUUUGGCCGGUGGUGGUACUGUCCUGUCAGACUCCGUGCUGGAGCAACUAAACAACACAGUGAUGAUGAACCCCACAAACCUUGGGGGCUGGCAUUGGCUGGCCGAGGUGUAUCGUAGCCAGGGUCUGCUCCUCCAGGCGGUUAUGGCCUACAGGCAGAGUCUGCAGAUCUCCUCACAGCUCGGCCUGCACGGCAGCCAGGUUUCCACUCUGCUGAGACUAGCCCUGCUGGCCCUGGGACCCUCGAUGGCGGGUGUCCCAGGAAACGACUGGACAAACAUGAUCGUGGAAGCUACCACUGAAGUGUUGAAGCUGGGUUCCUCCUCUGUGGCCCUCCUUUUCCAGGCCCUGCUCCAUUUUGUGACCAAGAUGGCUGCUAGGGAAACCAGGCGUUUGCUGGAGAGGCUGGUGUACACUCAGGACCUCCCAGUGACGGUGGUGCAGGUGGCCAGCUGGUACCUCCUCAGACACUUGCAUAGCAAAAACGACCAGGAGCUAAUGAAUGUCCUUUUACAACAUGCCAAAAAGAACAGAGAUCAGAGACUGCUCGACUUUGAUUCACUGCUUUCCUCUUCGUCAGCUUGAGUUGUGCAAUUCUGCAACGCGUCACUAUCAAAUCAUGUAGCUCAGCAGGGUUCAUUUACAGGCUGAAAUAAUCAAAAUGUAGCUUUUUCUUCUGGGUCUCUUCAAUAAAUAUGAAAUCAUAUCAAACUCAAAAUGUUGUGUCAGAUAUCACAAUGUUUAUUGUCUUUACAUGGUUCUUUGGUUUAACAUUAUACAGCAUUCAGGAUAUCAAAUACAUUCAGCAAAAAUCAUGAUCUUUAUCGCAUAUUACUUCAAAAUGAAAUUCACUUUAAGUAACUGAUGUCCAUGUUCAGAUUGAAAUAAAGGCAUCUUGCUUGAACUAAA
Molecule: messenger RNA, 5074 nt
Organism: Trematomus bernacchii (emerald rockcod)
Lineage: Eukaryota; Metazoa; Chordata; Actinopteri; Perciformes; Nototheniidae
Gene: skic3
Product: tetratricopeptide repeat domain 37
Exons: 41
Coding region: 44-4750 (1568 amino acids)
Cellular component (GO): Ski complex
Molecular function (GO): protein binding
Source: RefSeq, a predicted model, not a curated record